GGAAUUGGCAGAGCGACUGCGAUUGCGCUUUCUGCUCAUAAUUGGAGGCUUGUCCUCACUGCGCGAUCUCAGAGCGGGUUAGAAGAGACGGCGAAGCUGUGCACGGGGCUUCCUCCGUACAUCGUUGCUGGCGAUGUUGCAGACGAGCAGACGGUCGUCACGGUUUUCGAAGCAGCUAAACGAGAAUACGGACGCCUUGAUCUACUAUUCAAUAAUGCAGGCAUAGGUACACUCGGCGUGCCAAUGGAGGAACUUCCCGUAUCCAAGUUCCAGGAUGUCAUCAACACGAACAUAACAGGCACCUUCCUUUGUACCCGAGAAGCUUUCAAGAUGUUCAAGAGCCAAGACCCACAGGGAGGACGUGUAAUCAAUAACGGAUCCAUAUCUGCGCAUACCCCUCGACCUCAUAGUAUUGCCUAUACUGCAUCAAAGCACGCGAUAACGGGUCUUACAAAGUCUACUGCGCUUGAUGGACGUGCCUUCAACAUUGCUUGUACUCAAAUCGACAUUGGGAACGCACUCACAAACUUGGCUGCGCAGCUCGAGCAAGGAACACUGCAGCCAAACGGUGAAGUUAAACCCGAAGCUGUGAUGGACGUCAAACACGUCGCCGAUACUAUCGUCCAUAUAGCAAGCCUCCCAAAUGAGGUCUCGGUACUCGAGAUGACAAUUAUGGCAACCGGUAUGCCUUUCGUUGGACGAGGCUGA
This is a messenger RNA of Fomitiporia mediterranea MF3/22, 708 nucleotides long. RefSeq names its product dehydrogenase. The record is from RefSeq and is a predicted model, not a curated record. The annotation marks the transcript as partial. The transcript has 6 exons. Gene Ontology annotation, molecular function: oxidoreductase activity. NCBI's taxonomy places the organism in Eukaryota, Fungi, Basidiomycota, Agaricomycetes, Hymenochaetales, Hymenochaetaceae.